Messenger RNA from Aegilops tauschii subsp. strangulata, 875 nucleotides. The record is from RefSeq and is a predicted model, not a curated record. Lineage: Eukaryota; Viridiplantae; Streptophyta; Magnoliopsida; Poales; Poaceae.
AUGAAGAAGUACGAGAAGCUGGAGAAGGUCGGGGAGGGCACCUACGGCAAGGUGUACAAGGCGCAGGACAAGGCGAUGGGCCAGGUGGUGGCGCUCAAGAAGACCCGCCUGGAGAUGGACAAGACGACGAAGGGAUCCCGACCACUGAUACCAACCACCGCGCUGCGUGAGAUCUCCUUCCUCCGCCUCCUCUCCAGCUCCCUCUACAUCAUCCGCCUCCUCGCCGUCGAGCAGGCCACCAAGGGCGGCGGCGCUGGCGGUGGAGGGAAGCCCGUCCUCUACCUCGUCUUCGAGUUCCUUGACACUGACCUCAAGAAGUUUGUCGACGCCUACUGCCGUGGGCCUGCCCCUAAGCCGCUCCCAACUCAGGUCGUCAAGAGUUUUUUGUAUCAGUUAUGCAAAGGAAUUGCACACUGCCAUGGCCAUGGUGUCCUUCAUCGGGAUUUAAAGCCCCAAAAUCUAUUGGUUGACAAGGAGAAGAUGAUACUGAAAAUUGCAGAUCUUGGGUUAAGUAGAGCUUUUACUGUUCCUAUGAAAAGCAGAUCUUGGGUCAAUGUACAGCGACGGUGCUGCUGCACUUGUGCUAGUCAGUGGGGAGAAAGCUAGAACCUUGGUCUUCAAGUUCUUGCAAGGACCAGAGGGUAUGCUGAUGCUGCACAGGAGGGGACCCGGCCUUCUUCAUGUCUUGUGGCAGUGUCUUCCUUUGAUUCAUUUGUGCAACAAAGAGGGGACCUGGCCUUCUUCACGUCUCGUGCAAAAAGUAAGGACUAGCCUCCGGCUGUUACUAUUGAUGCAUGUGCAUGUGCUAAAAAGAAAGAAAAUACCCUACCGGAUUUGAACGCUGAUGCGUACUAACAAGUUUUCACUUUCCCGAC